AUGAACCUUAUUUUUAAGGCUUUUGGGGAGAGAAGAAACGCAUAUAUCCCUCCAAACUAGCAAGAAACAAAUUAAACAAACCCAUUUCAUUUUCAUAGAGAGCUUUAUAAACUCUGAAAUUUUCGCUCUUUUUUUCUUUUUGUUAGUUCCAAAAAAUGGGAAACAGCUUGGGAGGCAAGAAGACAACCAAAGUGAUGAAAAUAAACGGUGAGACAUUCAAAUUGAAGACACCGAUCCAAGCCAAUGAGGUAGUGAAGGACUACCCAGGUCACGUGUUGUUAGAAUCAGAAUCCGUGAAGCAUUUCGGAACAAGAGCUAAGCCUCUAGAACCUCACCAAGAAUUGCAGCCAAAGAGGCUGUAUUUCCUUGUGGAAUUGCCUAAAGUUCAAAAAGAGCAAGUUCCAAGGAGAGUGAGAUCGGGCAUAAACAUGAGCGCCAAAGACAGGCUUGAGAAUUUGAUGCUGGCUCGGAGAUCGAUUUCCGACCUUUCGAUCAUGAAACCGACAUACAUUUCCCAAGAUGAGAUGAUGACAAAAGGAGGAGUAUCGGAAAAUGGUGGUGGUGUGAGGGUGAGGAUGAGAUUGCCGAAAGCGGAGGUUGAGAAGUUGAUGAAGGAAAGCAAAAACGAAGAGGAAGCAGCGGAGAAGAUCAUGGAGAUCUAUUUGAUGAAUAAUAAUGGUAAUGGAAAUGGUGGGAAACAGAUUGCAGAGAAGGUGGAUGAUGAUGAUGAUAAGGUUAGUUUGAGAUUGAACCAGCAAAUGCAUUGGAAUAAUAAUAAUAAUAAUAAGGAUGGCCAUGGAAGAGUUAGAGAUGGUAUCAAAAACAGGGCUGAGAAAAGAGUGAGUUUCUGUCCAAUCAAUGAAGGUGAGAUUCAAAUAGCUGUGGCUUAAUAAUAGCAUGCAAGUGAGGAUCAAGGUGAAGCUGCGAAGGGCUUUUAGGCCCUCUACUUCACAAUCUUUGUAGAAUAUGUUUUCUGUUUGUACAAACACUUAUAUAUAUGCACUAUGUUUAACACUGAUCUGUAAAUGGAAGAAAGGAGAUUAUAGAUGCUCAUGAUUUACUA
Molecule: messenger RNA, 1063 nt
Organism: Ziziphus jujuba (common jujube)
Lineage: Eukaryota; Viridiplantae; Streptophyta; Magnoliopsida; Rosales; Rhamnaceae
Exons: 2
Coding region: 156-890 (244 amino acids)
Source: RefSeq, a predicted model, not a curated record